AUGAAGACCAUAACUGCCUCUGACACUGACAAGGCACAUAGCCUCCUAAGUAUCAUGGGGCUUUCUACGCAAAUGGCUUUGAGCAUGGGCUUACAUAGGGAUCUGGCCCUAUUCCCCGGCGUCACUCCUUACUAUGCAGAAGUCCGGAAAAGAUCAUGGGCGUGCUUAUUUCGAUUGAACCUCGACUAUUCCAUCCGGAGUGGUUCCCACUUUGGUAUUCGAUUAGAAGAUGUGGACUGCCCUCUCCCGAGCGCUAUCGACCUCCUCACCCUUGACCCGGGACUGAUGAUGGAGCCAGGUACCUUCUUAAACCAGGCCCAGGAAGCAACGGACCAGGCUUUCAGUAUCGCCGCAAUGAAACUUGCCAUAGUGAGAGCUCCCUUACACCAGCGACUUUGCUCCACGACCCCUGGAUUAUCAAGCGAGGUACGGGAUCGAAUGCGCGUCUCCUUCCAAAAGAUCCUGCGUGAGUUGCUUCCAAAUCUGCAAGAGGGAGCCUCAUCAUGCAGUGCAAUUGAGAAGUUUCAGCAAGCUUUGUUAUCAAUGCAUGCGCAUAGCUUCAUGAUCGUUAUCACACUCAAUUUUGUCCUAGGAGUCCCGUCUCAUAAUUCACAGCGGAGUGAUCUCUAUGAAGCAUGGGACGAUUCGGUGUCCAUUCUCCAUCAGUUACAGGAGAUGUUACAGAACGGCUCUGAGCUAUCUAGCGUGGCCUACCAUCUACUUUGGACCGACAUUGCCCGCGCAGCCUUGACUGCCUGCCUGGUGGUUGGUCGCCUGCGACGCAUCAAUCUGGGGAUAACCGUCUCCAAUGGGCCCCAACCCACGCUGGUCAUCUUUCAACAGCUUUUGCUGAAAUACCUAGACUCUUUAUCGCAGAUCCUAGCGGCAAGAUACCACCUCGGACCUGUUGCAGCAAAGACGAGCCUUGUCCUUGCUGUCGCAACAACUGUUACCUCAAGCCUAGUCAAUGACCUUGGUGACCCAAAACAGGAUUCCACUUUCUUCCAGGUUGGCUUCAAAGCUGCCGAGGAGGUCACAGCCGAGAUGGAAUGUUUUCUGAAACGGGAAACCCAAGACUCAAGACUCAGCUUACUGGGACCGAACACCGCCGGGGCGUCAGCUCCACCAAAUGCCACAACCCCUCUUCCGGUAAACCGGAUGGAUCAUGCUCUUCCAGAUCAGUUGAUUCAGACGUUGUUUCCGAGCGAGUGCGACUUUUACCCAGGCUCAGAAUCCCAGGUUCAGGAUACGCUGUCCGAUCUAUAUUCCAUGGCGUUCAAACCUACUUCCCCGAUCCAGUUCAUGCCUGACCUCUUAUGGGAAGAAAUAUAA
Messenger RNA from Penicillium digitatum Pd1, 1332 nucleotides. Its product is annotated as fungal specific transcription factor domain-containing protein. Lineage: Eukaryota; Fungi; Ascomycota; Eurotiomycetes; Eurotiales; Aspergillaceae. Gene Ontology annotation, biological process: DNA-templated transcription. Gene Ontology annotation, molecular function: zinc ion binding; DNA binding. The record is from RefSeq and is a predicted model, not a curated record.